GUUGCAAGUAGAGACCUGUGGUAAGAUUGUUUGAGCAACCCUGAAUUUCUCAUUUGUUUAUAUUAAUUUGAGUUGUGUAGGUAUAUAAAUUUCAAUGUUUUCUAAUUCGCAAGUCUAUUUGUUGAAACCGGUAAUUGAAAUAUUUCACCGAAAAUUAUUCAGGAUAAAAAGAACAUCGAGUUAAAAACGAAAGCGACAUAGCAAUUAAACGAACACAAUAUAAUAUUUAUAUAUACUUCUUUCAAGUAAUAAAUUUAAGACGAUUAGUAUGAAAUUACCACAGAAGGAAGUUGAAUGUAAAAUUCAAACAUCUCCACCCUCUGCUCAAGAAGCCGAUGCUCCCGAAAGACCUGAAGAAAAUGCGGAUAUAUUGAUAAAAAACCUUUUGUUGGCUUUCCGGAAACUAUGGGUCCAAGUUAAGCUUCUAGCAUCAUUUGUAAUGGUUGAUCUUGGCGGUUAUCAAUUGCUCGAUAGGCUUAUACAAUGGAGUGUCAGAAAUCCUCAUAAAGCUAUUUGUAUUUUGGCAGCUUUUUUGGCCUUUUUAUUACCAUUUUUGUUAAUGUUGGGUAUUGGACUUUCGACUCUUUUGAUGACACUCACCGGAUUUUUGAUUUUAGAAGGUGUAAUAUUGACCAUAAUUGCAAUGCUACUGAUUGGUUGUUUGGGAACUUUAAUUUUAGUGGUGCUAUUUUUAAAGCAACUAAAUCGAACAUAAAAUAUAUUUCUAAGACAUUUUAUUUAAAUUUCCGAAAGAAUUAAUGGAGACAAAGUUAAUAUUAGAAACAAUGAUUAAAUUAUUGGAAUACAUUCGAAAAUUGAUUAUUGAAAA
Molecule: messenger RNA, 829 nt
Organism: Bactrocera oleae (olive fruit fly)
Lineage: Eukaryota; Metazoa; Arthropoda; Insecta; Diptera; Tephritidae
Gene: Ldaf1
Product: Lipid droplet assembly factor 1
Source: RefSeq, a predicted model, not a curated record